Messenger RNA from Pochonia chlamydosporia 170, 1791 nucleotides. Its product is annotated as MFS monocarboxylic acid transporter. Lineage: Eukaryota; Fungi; Ascomycota; Sordariomycetes; Hypocreales; Clavicipitaceae. The transcript has a single exon. Gene Ontology annotation, molecular function: transmembrane transporter activity. Gene Ontology annotation, cellular component: membrane. The coding region runs from base 1 to 1791 and encodes 596 amino acids. The record is from RefSeq and is a predicted model, not a curated record. Gene Ontology annotation, biological process: transmembrane transport.
AUGCCCACAUCCUCGUCUUCCGACGAUCGUACUCUCGUCACUCCAACCGACACGACGACCACCGCCCAAGUCAUAGACAGUGAAGCGUCGUCGACGUUUAGCGCAUACGAUGACGACGAGAGCUUCGAGCAGGACUCGGCACAGCGCCGGCGCCUAAUACGCCAGAAACAAGUCGUCCGCAUCACAUCUCUGGUAUUCGCUACCCUGGCGGCUCUCUGCGCCGGUUCCAUCGUCGUCUUUUCCCUGUACGCCCCGCGAUUCCAGUCCCGUCUGCGAUACACACAGUUUCAGGUCAAUGGCGUUGCCAUCGCCGGCUCUGUGGCCCUCUACCUGCCCAUAUCCAUCAUGGGAUAUGUGUGCGACCGUGUCGGGGUCGCACCGCUGUCGCUCUUGUCGGCCAUCCUAUUUGGUACGGGAUAUGGCACCGCUGCUGCCAUCUAUCGAAAGCUCGAUAUCGAAUACAAUGUGCUAGGGAAGCCGCAUGGUGUGGGCAACGAGUGGUCGUACCCAGCCAUGAUGUUUGCCUUUGUGUGUGUCGGCUCGGCAACCUGCGCGAUGUACAUUGCCUCAGUGUCAACCUGUGCAAAGAACUUUGGCAAGGGCAAGUACAGGGGAUUGGCUCUGGCGAUGCCCAUUACAGGUUUUGGCUUGAGCGGCAUGUGGUUGAGUCAAUUCGGCAGUCGGUUCUUGUAUGAAACGAAGCCCGACGGAUCCAAAGGGGAGGUCGAUGUAUUCCGCUUCUUCGUCUUUUUGGCUGUUUUGCUCUUCAUCAUGGGUAUCCUGGGCACGUUUUUGCUCCGUGUGGUGGAUGAACAAGACCUCAUUGAGGAAGCUAUUGAGGAACUCGAAACAAGUGGUCUCCUGGAUGGCAGCUCGUUGAUUAGUCGCACACGAUCGCGAGGAUACGGAUCGGCCGGUCCCAUAGUAGACCAAGGAAAUAUGGAAUCCAGCAGCUUGAUAGAUCCGUCCAAGGACGAAGACGCGCAAUGGAAGAAGAACUGGGUGCUGAAUGCAGAGACGCGGCAGUUCCUCAGCGACCACACCAUGUGGCCGUUUGCCCUCGCCUUUCUACUCAUGAUUGGGCCGGCCGAAGCAUUCAUCAACAACCUUGGAACCGUCAUCGGCACAUUGACACCUCCUUCAACGGAGGGCUUUGGCGAAACAACCUCGGCCGCUACCCACGUCUCGAUUUUCGGCGUCACGAGCACCAUUGCCCGACUAUUGAUCGGCACUCUUACCGAUCUGCUUGCUCCCGCUCCCGAAACACAACAUAUCCAACUGUCUUCUUCGUAUCACAGCAGUCACCGAUCGACUGCCCUCCAGCGCUUCAGCAUCUCCCGUGUCGCAUUCGUCCUCUUUUUCGCCGUUCUCAUGUCUAUCGGCUUCAUAUUUCUGGCCUCUGGCGCAGUUCAAAACCAUGCUGAUCGCUUCUGGGUUGUUUCGGGUCUCGUGGGAGCGGGCUAUGGUGCCAUCUUCAGUUUGGCCCCUCUGAUCGUCACCAUUAUCUGGGGCGUUGAGAACUUUGCCACCAACUUUGGCAUAAUCGCCAUGUUGCCCGCUUUGGGAUCAACAUUCUGGGGCCUGAUAUACUCUGGAAUCUACCAGGCAGGUGCCAAGGGGUCUUCGACAUCGUCUGGCGGUGGCGAUGACGACGACCUGUUUUGCUAUGGGAAACACUGUUAUGCCGCGACCUUUUGGGCAGAAGGAAUUUGUGUCUGGGUGGCAUGCUUGUUGGUGUUGUUUGCCUGGAAGGGCAAGGGAGGCUGGAAGCAGAGAGGCAUUGUUAUCUGA